Molecule: messenger RNA, 823 nt
Organism: Polypterus senegalus (gray bichir)
Lineage: Eukaryota; Metazoa; Chordata; Cladistia; Polypteriformes; Polypteridae
Product: zinc finger BED domain-containing protein 4-like
Exons: 2
Coding region: 297-785 (162 amino acids)
Source: RefSeq, a predicted model, not a curated record
GAGACGGCAUAUUUUCCAGCCGAUCACACUGCAGAUAUGAUUGCACAAGGUCUGAAAGAUAUGCUUUCUGAAUGGGACCUCGCGGAAGAAAAACUUUCAGCCAUUACGACAGACAACGGUGCUAAUCUUGUCAAAGCUGCUGCGCUUAAUGGAUGGUUACGGCAGCAGUGUUUUGGACACCGACUACACCUUGCAAUUGAAAAUGGAUUGAAAGAUCAACGUGUGACACGUGCAGUGAGGGUGUGCAAAAACAUAGUCAGUGCUUUUUCCUAUAGCUGGAAAAAAAGAAGGCAUUAAUGAAGGUGCAACAAGAACUGAACCUGCCACAACACAAGCUAAAAACAGCAUGCGUUACCAGAUGGGGAUCGAUGAAAAUGAUGAUUGCAAGAGUCCUCGAACAAAGGAAAGCUAUUACACAGAUCCUUUCUGAAGACAAAAAAUCCAGGCACCUUGUUCCAUCGUGGGCUGACCUGGAUGUCUUAGAGGCUGUCAGCAAGGCUCUUUCCCCCUUGAUGGAGUUCACAGAUGCCCUAUCAGGGGAAGAGUAUGUGACCAUUUCAUUUGUAAAGCCUGUACUGCACAUCCUCAAUUCACGAGUGCUUGCAGAAGAGGAAGAUGAUGUGGAGCUGACUAAAACUAUCAAAACCAGCAUCCUCAGGUACCUUAAGGAGAAGUACUCAGAUCCUAUCACAGAAGAGCUACUGGACACAGCCAGUUUUGUUGACCCAUAUUUAAAGCUACCUACAUUUCUGCUCACAAUGUCCCCACCAUUCAGGAGAAAGUGAAAACAGAGAUGGAGAAGAUGUCAGAAGCUGAAGUCUGC